AUGGAUGUCGUUCUCGACCUCUACGAAACAUAUAUAGGCGACCAUGUCUAUGCUAGGCUGCUUCCAGCGCAUCCUCCGCCGUACGAUGCUGAUUUAUUCGCCAACACGACCAUAUUUCCGUUUGGAUUAGAAUGCGAAUAUAAACCGCCGACCAAGUACUUCACUGUGCGACCCUCGCCAGCUGUUUGCCAGAGCGCCUGGGCGAGAGACAAUAUUCUCAGACAGUCCAUCGACCUCUUUCUAUUGCUGUGGAUCUUUGGCAUGGCGGUUUACUUUUUAUUCUCCACGCUCUCGUACGUCUUCAUCUUCGAUAAGCAGCAGCAAGAGCACCCGCGCUAUCUCAAAAACCAAGUCAGGCUAGAGAUCCAAGAAACACUAUGGGCACUUCCCGGCAUGUCUCUCCUCACGCUUCCUCUUGUUCUUGCCGAAGUCCGCGGGCACACCAAAAUGUACGAUACCGUGGCGGAAGGGCCCGGCCUCUGGUACGAGGUCCUCCAGUUCCCGCUGUUUCUGCUGUUUACCGAUUUCUGCAUCUACUGGAUUCACCGGGGCCUGCACCAUCCGCUGAUAUACAAGAACAUCCACAAGAAGCACCACAAGUGGGUGGUGCCGACUCCCUUUGCGGCGUAUGCCUUUCAUCCCGCGGACGGCUGGGGCCAGUCUCUCCCUUAUCACGUAUUCACCUUCAUCUUCCCCAUGAACAAGUUUUCCUUCCUGGUGCUCUUUGUCUUUGUCGUCUUUUGGACGAUACUCAUCCAUGAUGGUGAAUACCUGGCGGACAACCCCGUCAUCAACGGCGCCGCCUGCCACACGAUUCACCACUUGUACUUCAACUACAAUUACGGUCAGUACACGACGCUGUGGGAUCGAAUCGGAGGCAGCCACCGCGUCCCGGACAGGGAAAUGUUUGACAGGGCCAAGAAAAACGGCAAGACGGAGUGGGAGAGACAGAACAAGGGGGUGGAGGACAUGAUUCUCGAGGUGGAGGGACAAGACGACCGGGUGUACUCGCCAGAGGAGCUCAAGAAGAACAAGUGA
Molecule: messenger RNA, 1038 nt
Organism: Metarhizium brunneum ARSEF 3297
Lineage: Eukaryota; Fungi; Ascomycota; Sordariomycetes; Hypocreales; Clavicipitaceae
Biological process (GO): sterol biosynthetic process
Cellular component (GO): membrane
Molecular function (GO): C-5 sterol desaturase activity; iron ion binding
Source: RefSeq, a predicted model, not a curated record